GGGUUUUAUUUAAAUUUGCAGACAUUCGGGCUUAUAAACAAUUUAUUUGCACUGGCAAUGAUAAUAAGGAGCUGAUAGGACUCAACGCCCAAUGGUUUAACAGGUUUAUCCAACAACGACUCAUUCUAAAGGUACCCUGAAGAGACAUACACUCCCUUAAAGAUCUUUAUGAACUGGAGUCGAUUUAUGUUACCGCCCCUUGCGAAUCCAGUGAGGUGGGAUCGCGUACAAAUGUCGAUGAUGAAUUUGGUACUAAAUGGGAUGUGUUGAUUAACAUGAACCACUUCCACCACAUAAGCCUGUAAGCUCUCUGUGCACGCCAUAAUCUCCAUCAGCAGCAAUAACUUGAGAAUGGCGGCAUUUUUAAUAGAUCCAAAAUAUUGUCAAACUUAUUUCAACCAAUAGCCAUCAAUUAAUAUAUAGGCUAAUAUGAUGACAAAUAGAAUUUACAACUAAAACGUUUAUGUGCGUUGAAAACACCGUCAGCAGUAAAGUUCAAUCCCAUAAUACAGCGCUGGCUUGUUCAAUCCAACCCGAUCUCAAAACCCCUAAACCUAAACGUCACUGGGGUUUAGACAAAUCGUAUAAAAUCGUACGAGUGAGGUCGUACAAAUUCGUAUGAAUAAGCCACCUCGUAAAAUACGUACGAAUUGGUCGUGAGAUAGUGGUUCAAUUCAGUCUCGUUUGCUUUUUUUCAUAUUAGGCAAGAUGUGAAAGGUGGUGGCAGGGGCAGGUCUUUUGCAUUCAAAUCUUGGAAUGAUUGAAAUUGCACAAUAAAAUGAAUUGUCUAUAUUUAUUGUAGAACAUUCGCAGCAAAAUAUCGAUAUUUUGAGUUUUUAAAAGGUUGCAAGGCAUACGGCCGCCCGGUUAUGCACUGCAUAAAAAAUAUAUUUUUAUGUAGAGGAUCAACAACGAACACCAAUGGAAUUUUGGAAUACUGUAUCAGGAGUGUCUAGUGUUUCACAACAUGUUUGUAAGUUUUACUAAGAGGUUCGAAAAAUGUGCAUGUGCAUUUCAGAUUAAAAGGAUUUUGUGUCGAAUAGCCUAAUGUAUGCCUGGAAAGCGGUAUUGUACUGUUAAAAUGACUUUUCUCUGUUCAUUUUCCUUCCUCGCCAUUGUAAAACGGCAUAUGUCUGUACACAAACGGGGGAGGGGAAGUCUUUGCUUGUGAAGACCCGUUAUUUUCUCUUUCACGUUAGUAUGACGUGGGAUGGAGGCCUGCCUGAUCUGUGAAAAAAAAGUGGACCGCAGAAAGUAUGGAUAAUUUGUCUUUUUAACUCGCUCACACUUAUUAUGUAUUAGAGCAUGGUGAUUAACAUAGGCAUACAUUCUUUUUUUCUUCUUUUUUUUGUGUACACUUGUGUUUCUUGCAUUCUUAGCUCCUCUGACAACUCAUAUAUUGAUCUACAGUUUUUGUUGCAGAAUUUGAAUACGUGUAUUAAAUCGCAACUUGGAAAAAUCUCCGAAGAUUUCUCAAAGCAUGGCUAAUACAUUUUUUUUUUAAUUCUGCACACAUGCAGUUACUUUAAAGAAUGUGCAUGAACACAUUAACACAUAUAGGCCUAUCUCAAGCACACAAAAUGACUAAAAGCAUUAGCUGAGUUAAUGUAUAAUGUGAUUUAUGUUGAUUACAGAUGCAAAGCAAAAUCAAAGAAAUAAUAAAGCACUAUACACAAUUGUUUUCGACUCUUUUUUUUUCUUCUUCUUCUGAACGAGUUUGGGGAUUGGUAAAAUACCAUCAUCGAUAUUUUCAUUCGGCUUUUAACUUGCCACUGUUAAAAAUGUUUGCUUCAAAUUCUACGUUUGAUCUCGGUUUAGUCAAAAUGCUCAUCUCACUGAAAUCAAUUGCAUGAUUUGCAGAGUGUAUGAUAUUUUAUGAUAUUUACAAGGAUAUAAAAGCAUUUAAAUUAAAAUGCAAUAAUAACAUCACGGCAAUGUUUAAUAUGUAAAAUAAAUUUUAAAAAGCACCACAUCAUUGUAUUUGCUGCCCAACAUACCCAUCUGUCAGCAUUAAUAUUUUUUUUCACAAGCAUAACAACACAAGUUGUAACAAUACUCCGACAAAAUGACUAAUAUUAAUUUCUAAGCAUGAAUUUAUCACUCGCGAAUUAUUUGCGCUAAAAGAGGUGGGAUUACAAUAGUAUGGUAAUUAGCUAGGGGGUGGGGUGGGGGUGGCCAUGGGUGGAAUAUCCAUUUUUAUUGCAUCACCUGUCAGUAACGUCCAAUCAGCGUUGGCUUUGGAGGCAUUAAUUGAUGAAGGUGUCUCCGGCCUUGCUCUGUUCCCACUGUCAUUUUAUUUGUGACUAAACCAGCAACGGUAAUAGCGGCUGCAUUUUGGGUUCUAUUUCUCUGUCUCUCCCUCUCUCUCUCUCUCUCUCUCUCUCUCUCUCUCCAUCUGUCGCUCACUUCCUCUCUUUUUCCCUUCCAUAGUCUCCUCGCUUUUUAUCCUUCUCCCUGGCAGUGCUGUUCACCUUCCUCUUUUCCUCAUGGCCAGAUGGGAAGGGAGCUGAGGGAGCGCAGGUAUACAGGAGCUCAGACAGGCAGCAGCCGGCCUGUCGGCAACAUCACACACAUUCCAUCGAUCAUGCAGUGCUCAGGUCAAUGGACUGAUUGUUUUCAUUCAAACAGGCCAUUUCAUUUUUAUUUCUCUAUUUAAAACUUUUUGUUCACCACGCAGUGUGGACAUGUCAAAUCCCACGCUGGACCGGUCAGCAGAAUGCCUUGAAAUAAAGCAGCAGCAGUAAAGCUACUUUAAGGACAUCCGUCGCUCUAAAUGUUGGAAUUAAUGCAAUGAAGAAAAUGGGGGACUUGGAAUCCGGUUUUGAGGAAAUGCAAGGUGUAAAGCUGGGCUAUUUGGUUAUCAAAGGCAAACAAAUGUUUGCCCUUUCUCAAGUCUUCACCGACCUCUUGAAAAAUAUCCCGCGGACUACUGUACACAAACGUAUGGACCAUUUAAACGUGAAGAAACAUCACUGUGAUUUGGAGGAACUGCGAAAGCUCAAAGCAAUAAAUUCUAUAGCUUUCCAUGCAGCUAAAUGCACUCUGAUUUCAAGAGAGGACGUGGAGGCACUGUAUUUUUCAUGUAAAACUGAGCGGGUAUUGAAAUCAAACAAAAGAAGGGAAAAGAGAAACAAUUCCUCAGAAAAAAUGUGUGAUGUCAAAAGCACCUCUGCAAGAAGUGACUUUUGGAGAGAGAAAGUUUGGUUGAGUUUGCAUGGCGUUCCUCAGACUUUCUCAUUCAAAAACAAAGCUGUUCGACAGGACCCUGUCCCUCGCACUCACUUCGAUCUACCUCAAAUUUACAGUAAAUCCUUCUACCGUGACUUCCAACCGGUCACGAAGUCGAAAUCCACACCCUUUAAAAACUAUGAAACCGAUCAGAAACCUGACAACUGUGUGGCUUUUGAUCAGAAACGUACGCUUUUUCGGCACGUUGUGAAUCGGCAGCCGCUGCUCUAUCAGUCCGCCAUUGCAGCGCAGGCAAAGCACCAAGGCAACGCAGACCUACUUUACAAAAGGAAGAGGAAGCGCGAGAGCAGCGCGAGGCAGUUUUGGCCGAGGAGCAGACGAAGCCAUCAGGUUUUGGUCGUCCCAAAGUGCUGUAAACCAAAAGUUCCCAGUGGAUCUUUGAGCCAGUUUCACCUCGAGCAUGGAUUGUACGUCGAUCCUCGGCACACCGGACAUUUUCAGGAAAGCUGCUGCAGCAGCGACACGGAAUCUAGCUCCGUCUCAGAACGGGUGAACAACGAUUCGGAUUUCGGGUCGAGUUUCUCAACCACCAGCAACUCCGGGACUUCAGAUGAGGAGGAGGAGGACGACGACGACUCUCUGUCGGAUUCUUCAGAUGUCAGUAGCGAUGAAGAGAGCUCCUCUCAGUCUGAUUCGAGCUCUGUGUCUAGUCAAGUUUCAGUGCAGAGCAUUCGUUUCAGGCGUGCAAGGUUCUCCAGUCUCAACACAAAAACACCUCUACUUUUACAGCCAACUUUUCACUACAGGCCUAAUGUGCAGAACAUCCCCACUAGCCAAGGAAUAAGUACUUUGGAUUGUAAACGAACUGUCAAAAUUCAGAAAUCGGACUUUACAUCACCCACAGAUGGUGAUGCUGUGAAAGUCCAGAAGUUCUGCCCUGUGCGGAUAUGUUUCCCAGAUUUAGAGGGCUCUGAAGCACCAUCACGCCUUGAAUUUUCAAAUGAUCCAAAGACAACAGACUGUGACGCUUUCAGAAUUAAAGACACCGGGCUUACACCUAAUGCAAAUGGAAACAAUACAUUUCCCCAACAAAGAAUAACGGGUUCUGCAAACAGAUGCUCCCAAGCCUUGAUCUCCCACGGUGUUCCGGACAAAGAAAUAACGGGUUGUGCGUCUUCAGACAGCAAUCUUUCAUCAGCAACAAAUUCCAAGAGGGAAGCAAAAACUUCCUUCAAACUGCCUUCACCUCUAAAACCUAUCAAAACAGAGACCGAGGAGCCCGUUACUACAUCAGGCUUUAACAAUAAGGGCAACAGGGCUGUAAAAACGCCACCAUUUUUACUCAGCAACGUGAAGAUUAAAGUCGAGGACACCUUUGACGAAUAUGAAUAUGCAAAUCAGUCUCCGGGAUAUCUAUGUAAGGAUAAUGACGCUGAUGAUCAGGGCAUCAGUGAUAAUUUAAAGGACACUGACCAUUGUAAAGCCACAGAGAGCUCUGUCCAAAAACACCCUGCUUGGAACGAGGAAUCAAGAAGCACUUUAAACUCUCCUUGUUCCGAGGAAAGGGAAUCCAAGAAUGGUGCAAGGGUCCGGAAAAACUACAGAGCGAUGCUUUUGGGUAAAAAAUCUGAAAGUGUGAGGACAUCAGUUGCAAAAGUUGAACGGAGCCCCCGUGCUGCAGGAAAAUUUGCUUGCAGUGAGGGAUCGAACGAAGACUGUGCGGGCGCGAGCAAACGCAAACGAGCGAGCCCCAAUGUAGCGUCCCUGAAAAAGCCCUUUAGAUUGAUGGCGAAUUUCCCCUCUCCGUCGUCUCUUGUUAUCGGGAGCGAUGGAGAUUUGAGUCCCGCUUACUCUUUUAACUCUCUAGGAAGUAACCAGCUGCCUCUUCGUUCUCACCCAGUGUGGAGAUGGCAGCUCGGUCAUUCAGUUGUUCCUCCCCCUCCAAGCCACAAAUUCAGGAAAGCCUCUGUUAUUCCGUGAACUGAUGUUUUGAGCUCGGGUGGAAAUGUCUUAAAACCGUGACAAGAACUGAUUGCCUUUAGUUGUUUUAUUUGUUUUAUCAGUUUUCAAUGUAAACGUGUUUGGCCUGUUGUUAUGCAGGGCAUACCGCCCUCAUAUCACGGGCUGCUCUAUCCAUCGAGGUGUGAGACUCGGGAAUAAACGGAGGUAUUUAUAAUAAACUGGUCUAGCAAAAAAAAAAAAAAAAACACUUGUUUUUUUAAAUGUCAGUACUGACAUCGUGGAGCUGUUUUUGACCUGUUGAACGACUCUCAAGGAGCACAUGUUGGCUCAUUUUGCAUGCAGGCAGGGUUAACCAUCUCAUAUAAGAAUGGCGUUUUAGUAAUCGUCAGGUCUGUCUCAACUGAAAUGUUGUUUUUAAAACAUCUGAUUUUUUUUCUGUAUAUUUUGAGCCAAUGUUUUGUAUUUUCCCUUUAUGCUUCAUCUAUAUACUGUAUUUCUGAAUUACUGUAGGCCGAUUAUUCAUGCCCUUCUUAUUUAUUUCAUGUGUGCUCCAAUUGUUGGCGCCUGGUGUUCACGCGCACGCAGAGCAGCAUAACUCUCACGGUAGGCCCAACACAAUGCCCCUCUAACUGACAAUCGAGAGCUGUUUGAUUUGCACGAUGUAAUAGAGGGAAAAACGCCAAAUCAAGCGCCUUCUUUACCACAUUCAUAGCUUAAGGUAUAGAACAGCUAAUGCACAAAUGUACCAUGCAUUGCACUUUGCUAAUGCCCAUUAAGGUGAAUCAGUUACGUAUGUUUUUAUAUUUCGAUUUUCUUAUGCGAAAGAGCCAUCGCAAGUUAACCCCAAAAAACACACGACCUUUUUUAAUUCAUUAAUUCUUGGUGCUAUUUCCAAUAUGCUCUUUUGCUUUUGAGAGGAGGUUUAUGUUAGUCGU
Messenger RNA from Carassius gibelio (silver crucian carp), 6086 nucleotides. RefSeq names its product SKI/DACH domain-containing protein 1-like. The transcript has a single exon. Bases 2791 to 5169 code for a protein of 792 amino acids. The record is from RefSeq and is a predicted model, not a curated record. NCBI's taxonomy places the organism in Eukaryota, Metazoa, Chordata, Actinopteri, Cypriniformes, Cyprinidae.